Exaiptasia diaphana is the source of this 867-nucleotide messenger RNA. Its product is annotated as craniofacial development protein 2-like. Gene Ontology annotation, molecular function: catalytic activity. The coding region runs from base 1 to 867 and encodes 288 amino acids. The record is from RefSeq and is a predicted model, not a curated record. The transcript has a single exon. Gene Ontology annotation, cellular component: nucleus. Gene Ontology annotation, biological process: chromatin remodeling. NCBI's taxonomy places the organism in Eukaryota, Metazoa, Cnidaria, Anthozoa, Actiniaria, Aiptasiidae.
AUGGAAGUAAAUUUGAAUUUAACCAAUCAAGCUACCGCAUUCGGGGUAACCGAUGCGCCACAGAUCACGGCUGUGGUGAACAAGAAAAGAAAUCCGUGCAAAUCGCUUUCACUAAAGCUUGGUGCAUGGAAUGUAAGGACGACAAACGACAGUGAUGGUUCAAGCAGACCCGAACGUGCAACAGCGAUCAUAUGCAAAGAGCUAGACAAAGCUGCUAUCGACAUUUGUGCAUUAAGCGAAGUCCGUCGUCCUGGAACCGGAAAUCUUGUGGAAAGAACCCACACAAUCUUUUGGAGCGGGAGUGACAAGAAAGAAGCUGGUGUGGGUUUCGCAAUCCGCAAUGGUCUCCUAAAACAGUCUGAUCUUAACCCAAUUCCUAUAAAUGAUCGCAUCUCCACAUUACGAGUAAUGUUGAAGAAUGAUGACUAUCUGACGCUUAUCAGUGUGUAUGGACCCACCAUGCAGAGAACUCAAGAGGAAAAGGAACAGUUUUACGAACAACUAGGAGAAUGUAUAGAGGAUGCAAGAAACGACAGAAUUGUUGUACUUGGUGACUUAAAUGCUCGUGUUGGAAAAGACUGGUCGUCAUGGCCUUCAGUACUGGGAAAACAAGGUGUUGGGAACAUGAACUCAAAUGGACUCAUGUUACUUGAAUUUUGCUCUCGAUACCAGUGGUGUGUCAUGGGAACCAUGUUUCAAAUGAAAAACAGUUUAAAAACCACUUGGCAACAUCCUCGAUCUAAGCACUUUCACCAAAUUGACCAUGUACUUGCAAAUACUCAUGCAAAACAGUACAUCAGUGUUACUGCUAACGUCAAAAUGCAACUUCCGAAUCCAACACAAAAAGAAAGGAUCGAAACCUCCUAA